Molecule: messenger RNA, 361 nt
Organism: Pseudomassariella vexata
Lineage: Eukaryota; Fungi; Ascomycota; Sordariomycetes; Amphisphaeriales; Pseudomassariaceae
Exons: 1
Coding region: 137-349 (70 amino acids)
Source: RefSeq, a predicted model, not a curated record
CUUGUGUGUUCGUACAUCGGCAAACUCAGAGGGCAAUAGAAGUACAGUACCUGUUGCCUCUGACAAAUCCUACCUACUUAUCACACGUAGGUAUGUAAGCAAAUCGAGAGCUAAUACUCUAACGGCAGGCAAAUGAAUGGACUCAUUAACCCCCUCACGCCAUCGCCUCACUAUGCCUUACAAUAAAUUCCCAAAUUACACCAUGGAAACCGCGCAACUCCAUCGAGGAAUGCAGCAUGGUACAUCCCCAGAGUCACCGUCGUCGAGAAGUCCAGUUGGGCACUUGAGGACGCCUACAACGAGUCACAAUGCGCCCUGCAGAGGGGGAUUACGGGAGAGGGGUCGAUAAAUUUAGUUCAUC